Messenger RNA from Bathycoccus prasinos, 837 nucleotides. RefSeq lists its product with no specific name. Bases 1 to 837 code for a protein of 278 amino acids. The transcript has a single exon. NCBI's taxonomy places the organism in Eukaryota, Viridiplantae, Chlorophyta, Mamiellophyceae, Mamiellales, Bathycoccaceae. The record is from RefSeq and is a predicted model, not a curated record.
AUGUCUCAUGAUGUUCUUCUGAGACAGAUUCUCGGCCCAUUCAAAGAGUACAGACAAGCGCGACCAAAAGAAGGAGGUGAGACGAAGAUUGAUGAAUUCAAUCAACUGAGGACGUUUCCAGUCGAUGACAUAUCAGCCAACGAAUUCGGACACGAAUGGGCUGUGAAAACAGUUAUGCUGGAAGAGUUUGAUGAGGAAAUAAGAGAGGCUCUGUGCACUCGCUCGAAAGAAGAAGUCACGACACGAAAAGGCAUUCGCGUAUCGAACGAAGACGGUGGUUACCACUCCACGCCAGAUUUUCUACAGAGACUGACAGUAGCAGAUGAUGAUGAGGAAGAAGCGAAGAAGGGUGAGAUGUCGUCGAAAUUUCUCCCUCAGUUCCUGCGUUUUGUGAGUAUGCAACUCGAAUCGUUCCCGUCGUUGAAACGCACUCGUCCUCCAAUGACCACGUCUUGGAUAAACAGGCUCGGUACAAAUAACAGCAACGGCUUGCAUAACCACGCGAGCGCUAAGCUUAGCGGAGUGUUUUAUUUCGACGACUACGAAGCCGAUGUUGACUCCGCAGCGGCGCAGGAACCAAAGCCUGGUGAUCUGCUCUUGAGGACGGCUUCGGCCGCAAUGCGGAAGAAUGAGAAUAUGGGAGAGUGGUGCGAGUACGUAAUCAUUCGUCCUCAACGAGGAAAACUCGUCUUGUUCGAGCCCAAGUUAUUGCACGGAGUGGUAGCUUCGCACCGAGAGCGAUUUUCGCUUGCUAUGAAUUUCGGGGAGAAGAAUGUGAGUUUUGAAGAUCCAAACGAGGCAGGAAAGAAAGUUAGCGUGCGACCAAUCGAAUUAUAG